Molecule: messenger RNA, 7080 nt
Organism: Lates calcarifer (barramundi perch)
Lineage: Eukaryota; Metazoa; Chordata; Actinopteri; Centropomidae
Product: arf-GAP with Rho-GAP domain, ANK repeat and PH domain-containing protein 3-like
Biological process (GO): positive regulation of GTPase activity; signal transduction
Molecular function (GO): GTPase activator activity; phosphatidylinositol-3,4,5-trisphosphate binding; protein binding
Source: RefSeq, a predicted model, not a curated record
UGUAACUUGACCUCCCUGCUCAGAGCGGAGUUUCUCCUCCCAGAGCUUCCAGUCUGACUGAGACCUGCUCCGGACUUUACUGGGUUAUUUCCCGGGACAGAAACCUGCAGAGACCCCAGAGACCAGUGCACAGACCUGAAACACACAAGAAAAUAGCCCGGAUCAGAGAUGGACAGCCGUCAUCUGUCCCAGCUGUAGGUCAGUGAUGGCCGUCGUGUUUCCUGGACGAGGAGGAGACGACGUCAGAUCCAGACUCCAUGUUGGUCGUCAUGGCCUCCCUGGAUGGUAGCACGCCGGUUGAGACGCUUCUGGCAGCGAUCCAUCUGGAGAGAUACCUGGACAUCUUCCGUCAAGCUGGUCUCCUAUUGGCUAGAGACUUUACUCACCUGGAUCAUGACGCCUUUGUCAGUCUGGGAAUAACCGCCACAGGACACAGGAAGAGAAUCCUACGACUGGUCAGUCACAUCCAGAGGACUGAAGCUCAAAGAGCCAAUCAGAAAGCAGUGACUGAUCUCCCACGUGACCGCUGUCAGUCUGUGACGGACAUUUCUUCUUCGGAGCGAGGCUGUGGCGCCGCUGCGCUCCAUCAGUCCACGGGACCCGUUAACUUCGAGGCGUUUAGGAACAGUUCGGCUCCGAACCUUGGCGCCAUGUUGACGAACUCAGACCCCAAUGGCAACAGAGUCAUGGUGAAGCCAGUUCCCAAACCCAGAACUGUCUUCAACCGCCGCAGGACUGCACCCAUCCACUUCUGUCCAACACCAGACCCAGCCCUGCCCAGGAGACUCUCCCAGGAGUCCAUCUGUUUCACUGUGUUAGAGGGUCUGACCUCAGGGGAUACACCUGACAACAGGUUGACCUCUGACCUCAACGACAAGUCGACCAGCCGAAGACCGAGUCAGGUGGAGAGGAUGAGGCGGAGUUUGUCUUUUUCAGACGCUGGGGGGUUGUUACCUCCAGUUCCCCCGAGGCUGAACCGCGGGGUCCCCCCCUCAGUGUUCAAGGGGUCCCCUCCCUCUUCUUCUUCACCUGUACAAACAGAGCAGAACCAGACUCACUCUUCACUGACUUCUGGUAGUCUGGACAUCAGCAGGCUCUCUGGAUCCCCACCCUCCACUUCACCUAGAGGAGGGGGGAUAGAGAUGGUCUCUAAUGAGAUCUACUGGGGCACUUUACCUGGAUCUACUGUCCCCAGUGGAGGGAGGAGUUACUGCAGCCAGCAGUCUGCUCCUCCAACUCCACCCAGACUAACUCCUGAGAGGAACAGUGGCAGCACUUUAAGUAACAACUCUUCAGGAUCAGCCAGAGCUUCGACAGACGACCCUGAGGAGGAGAUCAGUCCAUACUGUGAAACUGUUUUCCAACCCAGAAGACAUCCACACACCUGUGAGAGUGAGAGAAGCAGACUGGAGGGAAGAGAGACAAGGAGGGACGAGGAGAAACAUGCAGAGGAUCAUGGGAGUCAGAAGUUUUCCUGGACGAGACGUUUGUCUCAGGCUCUUCACUCCGGAGACUCUCAGGGUUAUAGCACCGUUGGAGAACCUCCACCCCCUCUCCGCUGCCUCUCCCUGCCCCACACCUUCCCCCCAGAGACUGACGAAGACCUGACCAUCUCCCCUUACGCCAGCUACACCUCCCUGACUGAGAGAGCCCCACCCAUCAUCAGCGGCUGGCUGGACAAGCUGUCUCCACAGGGGAACUAUGUUUUCCAGAAACGUUACGUGAAGUUUGACGGUAAAAACCUGAUGUACUUCGGCAGCGAGAAGGAUGUCUAUCCUAAAGGAGUCAUCCCAGUGGGUGCCAUCCAGAUGGCCCGCCCAGCCAAAGACAAUAAGUUUGAAAUAGUGACGAGUCAGAGGAUAUUUGUGUUCAGGACUGACAGUGAAGUGCUGAGGCGGCGGUGGGUGUCCACACUGCAGGAACAUGUCAGGGAUCAGCUGGUGUUCGGUCGGCGGCGGUUCGGUCCUGGUUCUCACUGUCAGAGACACGGAAUCCUGGAACUGAAGGGAACCAAGUCCAAAGUCUAUGCCGCCAUCAACACGGAUCAGAUCUGGCUCUACAAGAGUGAACAGUGUUUUCGUAACGGAAUCGGCAUCACAGUGAUCGAAGCUCGAGGAGCGACAAUCAGAGAUGGAAAGCACAAGAGCUUUGACCUCAUCACACCAUAUAAAACCUUCAGCUUCACAGCAGAAUCGGACCGAGAGAAGCGGGACUGGAUGGAGGCCCUGCAGGAGUCAAUCGCAGAGACUCUGUCAGAUUACGAGGUUGCCGAGAAGAUCUGGUCCAACCGGUCCAACAGGAUGUGUGCUGACUGCAAGGCCCUGAACCCAGACUGGGCCUCCAUCAACCUGUGUGUGGUCAUCUGCAAGAACUGUGCAGGGCAACACAGAGGUCUGGGGACGAUGGUCUCUAAGGUUCAGAGUCUGAAGCUGGACACCAGCGUGUGGAGCAACGAGAUCGUCCAGCUGUUCAUCAUGCUGGGGAACGACCGGGCCAAUGAUUUCUGGGCAGCUCGUCUCUCGGCAUCGGAGGAGCUCGACUGUGACGCUUCACCUGAGCAGAGGAGAGAGUUCAUCACCCAGAAAUACAGAGAGGGACGAUACCGCCUCCCCCACCCCAGGUUCAGCAGCCAGGACGAGCUGCUCAAGGUCCUGUGCUCGGCGGUCUCUGAACAGACUCUUUUAAAAACUGUCACUCAGAUUUUCUCUGAGGCAGAGUCAGUUCGUCUCGCCAACGACUCCAAUGGCUGCCAGCGACACCCCAACCUGGACCUAUGCAAGCCGUCAGAUCCCAGUGUGUACGAUGAGAUCAUGCAGCCUGUUCUUCACUCUGGUUUCCUCUACAAGUCUGGCUCCGUCAACAGAGGAACGCUGUCCAGGAAAACUCGAGAAGACUUCCAGAAGUUCUGGUGUUCGGUGGACCAGUCUCUGCUCUUCUACGAGUCGGACCGAUCAGCUGAUCCGUGCAUGCAGAUAAGUGUUAAAGACAUUGUGUGUUUGGGCAUCAGCCGGCCGGACUCGUCCAACAACAACAACGGAUUCAUCGACAGGUUUCGUUACACCUUUGAGUUGUACUUGACGUCAGAGAAACUUUAUCAGUUUGGUUUGGAGACAGCCGAUGCUCUGCACAGCUGGACUAAAGCCAUCGGGAAGGCCACCACCCCCCUCAGCUGCCACUGUCUCCUGACCCGGGAGUUUGAGCGGGUUGGGCUGCUUCGGUACCGAGCAAUGUUGGACCCUCAGCAGUGGAAGGAUGCCUAUUUCGUCCUGCAGAAGUCCAACCUCUUCAUCUGUCCCCGAAACGAUGGAGCGGCCGAGGACAUCAUCAACCUGAACCGCCUGCAGGAGCUCAGUAUCACCUCCGAGAACGAGAACCACGAGAAGAAAGACAUCCUGGUCUUAGUGGAGAAGGGAAGGACUCUCCACCUGCAGGGCAUCGGCCGGACCGAUUUCUCCCUGUGGUACUCGGACAUUCAGCGAGCAGCCGGCGGGAAAGGGAACACUCUGAGAGAACAGCAGCUGAGCAGAAACGACAUCCCCAUCAUCGUGGACAGCUGCAUCGCCUUCAUCACUCAGUAUGGUCUGGGCCAUGAGGGGAUCUACAGGAAGAACGGAGCCAAGUCCAGGAUCAAACUGCUGAUGGAGGAGUUUCGCAAAGACGCUCGUAACGUCAAACUGCGGAUCGGAGACCACUUCAUUGAGGACGUGACGGACGUCCUGAAGAGGUUCUUCAGAGAGAUCGACGACCCCAUCUUUAUGGCCGACCUCCACCCACUGUGGCAGGAGGCUGCCAAAAUCCCUCAGAGGAUUCAGAGGUUGGACCGUUACAAAGAAAUCAUCCGAAGUCUUCCUCGAGUCAACAGGACGACCCUUGCUGCUCUCAUCAGUCACCUGUACAGAGUCCAGAAGUGUGCCGGUCUGAACCAGAUGUGCACCAAGAACCUGUCGCUGCUGUUUGCGCCCAGUCUGUUUCAGACCGACGGGAAGGGAGAACACGAGGUGAAGAUCGUUGAGGAUCUAAUAGACAACUACCUGUAUGUCUUUGAUAUCGACGAGGAGCAUCAGACUCAGAUCGAGCUGGAAAUCAGCCUCAUCACCACCUGGAAGGACACUCAGCUGUCUCAGGCUGGUGAUCUGAUCAUCGAAGUUUAUCUGGAGAUGAAGAUACCAGACUGCUGCAUUACUCUCAAAGUGUCUCCUACCAUGUGUGCAGAGGAGCUGACCAAUCAGGUUCUGUACAUGAGGAACGUCCCGGCCGGAGACAAAGACAUCUGGAUGACGUUUGAGGCCAUCGAGGACGGACAGCUGGAGCGUCCGUUACACCCAAAAGAGAAAGUCCUGGAGCAGGCCCUGCAGUGGUGUAAGAUGGCCGAUCCGAGCUCGGCAUUCCUGGUGGUGAAGAGAGUUCCUAAAGGAGAAGGCAUUAACAUCCUCACCUCCUAUAAGAGUGACAUCAUGAAGAUCGGUCUGUUGAAGUGUCGUGAAGAACCUCCGAAGCUUCUUCAGGGAAACAAGUUCCAGGAGAGAACGUUUCAGAUCAAGGAACACAAACUGCUGCUGCUCAAAGACAAGAAGAGCAUCAAACCAGAGAAGGAGUGGUCUCUGAAGUCCAUGAAGAUCUACAUCGGCAUCCGCAGGAAACUGAAGGCUCCAACCAGAUGGGGUUUCACAGUGAUGUCAGACAAACACCAGCUGUUUCUGUGUUGUAGCUGUGAGGCCGACCUGUGGGACUGGAUCACCAGCUUCCUCAAAGCUCAGAACGACGACCCCGGUCCUCCGGUGCUAAGGCGUCACUCCUCAUCCGAUAUCUCCAAACAGAAGUUCGGCACAAUGCCGCUCGUCCCCAUCAGAGGAGAUGAGAGUAACAGCAGCAUGCUGUCAGCCAAUCAGACGCUGAGAAAGUUACAUGACAGACGGACACUCUCCAUGUACUUUCCCAUGAAGGUUCAGCAGGACUCAUUCGAGGAGCGUUCGGAGUCUCCUGAUCUCCCUGAGCCGCUCUACGAGGAGGUUGGAGACUUUGGCCUCCAGGUCCUCAGAUCUCUGGAGACAAGCUUCCUGUCCAGCAGCGCUGCAGAGACCCAGGAGGUCCCAGACCACCCGCCGCUCAGACUGGUUCCCGUGGAAACUGGACAUCCGGAUCACAUGAUCAUCCCUGACCGGACGGCGAGCGGCUCCGUAGAGACUCUGGAGCAGAGCGGCAGUAGCGGAGGUGGAGGAGGAGAUGGAGAAGCAGAGUGCAGCUCUCCGGACCUGAACGCCCCCCAGCAGCCGGCAGUGAGGAGGAGGCAGCAGCUGCAGGGAGUCUGUACUCCGUCACAGGAACUCCUCCUGCAGGAGCUGUCGUCUGCUUUCACCAAGAAGACGGACGAGGAGGAGGAGGAACAAGAGCAGGAGCAGGAGAGGCCAUAUGAUGUCUGAAGAAAAAAGUUUAUAGUUUAUAAGUUUAGUAGUAGAAAAAUAAGUGAAAAUAAACCAGUCACAGAGCAGAAGAGCGAUGGAGUAAUUGUUUGGGGUGGUGGGGUAAAAACGAGAGAUGAGAGCUGAUCUGCUGCAGAAAAGUUGAACUCCUCUCUGUCUGUAGUUACAGCUGUGUGACUGCAGGUGGCUAGUGCAGUGUCGUCAGUUUUACACUGAGAUCAGUUUAAUAAAACCAACAUUGUGUUUAACAGAAUCCAGUCCAGUCUCAGUCCAGGGUCCAGAUCAGACUGGAUCAGACUGGAUUUAAAGUGAGGAGGACUAAACCUGAGGAGGUGAAAGAUCAGAAUAAAGAGCUGAGAUAAAACUGAUGGAUCUGGAUCAGACUCUGGUUCAUCUGGAGUCAGACUGAAGUCAGAGCUGAAAGAGUUUUCACCAAACUGAGGAUGGAGCAGUGGACACUGUGGUUGGCUGAGAGGUCACCUGACUCACAGCCACCUGAGGAGCUGAACGUGUCUGAUGCUGUGAUUGGUUGGAGCAGAGUGAAGCAGGUGGAGGCUGAUUGUUUGUUCCAGUAUUUCACAUUUCUUCUCAGUCAUUUCCUCACUUCUUUGAAAGUGUUUGGUGUUUUCUUCUCAUCAGGAUGAAAAACAUUUUCAGAUGUCCAUGUUUUAUCAAGUUAAUCUCUUAUUACAGCGACAGCAGCGUUGUACAGGACAUCAUGUUCACAGUCAGUUUGUGGUUCAGUUCACUGUGUUCAGACACUUCACUGCUCGACUGUAACUGUGCUCGACUCUCAUCAGAGACAACGUCUUUAUUCCACACGUUCCUCCUCUCUGUCAAAAUUUGCUGCCUACAUUGCCCACAAUGCACCCCAACCUCCAAGCUGGAGGCAGAUAGAGCUGAUGAUUCACUGGACAUUAAACAGUUUUUACAUCAUGAGUUCAUUCAGUGAACAUCUGUUAGAAACAUCUGUCCAUAAACAGAUGUAAUCAGUUCUGAUCCUGAUCAUCAGUCCAGCCAAAACUCACCAGGAUCAGAUUCAGAUUUUAGACACACAUCUAAAGAUACUGUGUAACACAUCUGUCCUAACAUACACAUCUGUUGUUUGUUCCAUAAGCUAAAUGUUCCUGAUGAACAAACUGGUUUUAACCGUUAUUGUACAUAUGAUUGUGUUUGAUCAGUGGCUUAACUCCAACACUGUCUCUGUUCUUUAACACUGGUGGAUUUAUUCAUUACAUGACAUCACUGGAUUUAUUAUUUCAUUAUAUCACAGCCUCUUUAUGUGUUAAUUUAUUUUUAAACCAUUAAUGUUCCUGUUUGACUUUUGAAACUGUGACAGGAUGUGAUGUUCAGAGCGUCCUCAUUAUAACCUCCUAUUAUAUCUAAUAUUCUCUUCUACAUUUAGAAUUAACCUCAGAGGACAGAUAAUACACCACAGACUGGAGGAGUGUUGAAUCUCUGUCCACCAAUCCUCCCAUAACACAGUCUAACUGGUCCCAGUUUGACUCCAGCACUGGUCACACUGGUUUGAUGAUGGUUAUAUUAUUAUCUAUAUUUUCAGGGUCUGUCUGUUGUACAGGAUCCUGUUAAGCUGUUUCUCUCCUGAUUGUUCUGUUUCAUGCACAUGAAGGAUGAAAUUAAAAUAUAUUUUGGUUGAUAA